Molecule: messenger RNA, 947 nt
Organism: Drosophila eugracilis
Lineage: Eukaryota; Metazoa; Arthropoda; Insecta; Diptera; Drosophilidae
Product: phenoloxidase-activating factor 3
Biological process (GO): proteolysis
Molecular function (GO): serine-type endopeptidase activity
Source: RefSeq, a predicted model, not a curated record
CAGCUCACAGUCAGUUGACUUUGAGCUGUGCUUUAGAAUGCUUGGUAAAAUUGCAGUUUUUACAUUGCUUCUGGGCCUUUUUGGCCAGGAAGUUCAGUCCGCAAAGACGGAUGACAUGGAAUGUGGAGCCUUCGACGAGGAUCAGAUGUUGAAACAAGGCUCAUUCGCCAUUCCCACCGAGCACCAGUGGGUGGUCCGCAUAGUAUACGGCAAGGGAUUCGAGGGGAGUAUUCGCGAUAAUGGAUGUUUGGGGGUGCUGAUAUCAAAGCGCACUGUUUUGGCUCCAGCCCACUGUUUCGUUCAGUACAAUGGAGUAGCAGAGGCCUUCUCCGUUCACCUGGGAGUUCACAACAAAAGUGCCCCUAUUGGUGUGCCAGUCUGCGAAAGUGAUGGCUAUUGUACACGACCCGUCCAGGAGAUCAAGCUUGCCGAGGUGGCCAUCCAUCCGGAAUAUGAUUCUCGAACUUUAAAGAACUGUCUCGCCGUGCUCACCCUACAGAGGGAUGCCAAAAUCUAUCCAAACGUAAUGCCCAUAUGUAUGCCACCUCCGAACUUGGUCAACGAGACGCUGGUGGGUCAGACAUUUGUUGUGGCUGGUCUUCGCGUCUUUGAGGAUCUAAGGCUAAAAACCUGGGUGAACACACUGAGCCGCUCCUUCUGCCAAUCGAAGGUUAAGACUCUGGUGACCAGCAGCAAUACAGUGUGUGGCUAUCAUACAAAACCAGAGGCUUAUUACAUAGGGGCCCCGCUGGUGGGCAUGCAGAAGAAGGGGCCCACCACACAGAAUUACUAUCUGGUUGGCUUUAUGAUCGACUGGCGCUGGGAGAACAACCGCAUAAUGUCCAGCUUCCUGGCUAUCCAGAACUACCUUGACUUUAUCCAACAGAAUUCCAACUCACUGAUUGUACGCUCCUGAGCGCUGAAUAAAGUACACAAGAGAAACGCCA